GUUUCUGUCAUCUAUAUUCUCGUCAUUUCUUUGGUUAACUUAGAAGAUCUAUUGGAUAGAAAAGUCAGUAAGGGAUCUGAUGAGCCUCUAGACACGAAUCUCUACUCGGCCCAGCCUCGAGUUCAUGGCAAGGGCUGGGCAGGAGCAGACAACGGUUACUCCGACACUGAGACGAACUCUCGCUGGCGAAUCAACUCCGACUUAAGAGACUCUGAGGAGCAGCAAUUUCGGAAGUCUGUCAUUACCAAGGAGUUCGAGAGACGAAGAUCGGCCAACACCCAGACUCUUUGGCGAUCUGCUCCCCAAACAUCAAUUUUGAUCGAUCCUGAUGAUGCACGACUUACUGGCAUCACCGGUUAUUCUCGAGACCAGACUCUUCAAUUGCUCAUAUCUUCCCUGCAAGAUCGUUUGAGAACGCAUGCAGUCAUCUCAGCCACCACUUCUGAUCAAUCCUCUGAUGUUCGAGCUCUCAUUUCUGUUCCUCCCGCUGCCGGUCUUCUAGUAAAGACUGACUCAUGCCAAGAGAAAUUCAGUAAUCCCGGGAUACUCUGUGCCAAAGCGGAAAGGCGAAUUUUGUCGGAGGCCAAGAUUGCCGCCCUAUAUCGUACUAACAUGGUUCGUCUGAUCACUCGAGUACGCAAGUGUCCGGAUGCCCUGUCAGCCUGGGAAGUGGUCUCUGAAAAGGCGGGCGACUCAUUCAUUUCAUCUGAGUCUCAGAUGGGCACAGGCUCCUUGGCUAUCUCCGAGGCUACUACCACUACAAACAAUGCUGCCACCAUCGCUUGUACCUCUUUGUACCACAAGCAUAAACUGCCAAAUUCUAUCAUCGCUAAGAACGUUCAGAGUGCCCUUAUCCUAGCGCCUAAAGACGAGGAUGAGCAAAAAUCCGAGUUGCACAGUUUCUCUGAACCAUCCAGCUCUAGCUUUGUUGGAAACACGCGGACUCUAGAAAUAAGGGUAAAAUAUUUAUCCUUGCUUUUGAAAACAGCUCCCCAAGGCCAGAUUAAGGCCACAAAUAAAAGUCUCCAGGUUAUCCAUCAAAGAUGGUAA
This is a messenger RNA of Protopolystoma xenopodis, 1050 nucleotides long. NCBI's taxonomy places the organism in Eukaryota, Metazoa, Platyhelminthes, Monogenea, Polystomatidea, Polystomatidae. The record is from the annotation of a GenBank genome assembly.